This is a messenger RNA of Aspergillus alliaceus, 1279 nucleotides long. RefSeq names its product AN1-type zinc finger protein. Bases 218 to 1150 code for a protein of 310 amino acids. The transcript has 2 exons. Lineage: Eukaryota; Fungi; Ascomycota; Eurotiomycetes; Eurotiales; Aspergillaceae. The record is from RefSeq and is a predicted model, not a curated record. Gene Ontology annotation, molecular function: zinc ion binding. Gene Ontology annotation, cellular component: cytoplasm.
GUUGCACUUUGUCGAUAUACCCCUUUAGGUGUUGGAGUUGUCAUUUAAAGAAUCCUUGUUAGGAACAGAACAGAACUAUAUGGUUGAAUUGAUAAUCCGCCGGACUUCCUAAAAAAAGCGCACAUCAUUAUCUCCGAGAUCUGAUAAGGCGCCACCGCCCUGAUGAGAGGCAGAGAGGCCUCCCAUCAUUUCAAGCUCUACUUACACUGCCUACACAAUGGCGCCCAUUUCCAUCACCAAAGACCAGCCCUCGGCGCAGGAAUCCUUCACACAGAUGGCCGAUAAAGAUCUCGAGUCAAUCGGGCGACACUGUCAGUUUGAAUACUGCAAUCAACUCGAUUUCCUCCCUUUCCGCUGCGAGUCCUGCCGCGGAACAUUCUGUCUUGACCACCGCACGGAAACGACGCAUAGGUGUCCCAAUGCCGGUGAAUGGGCUCGGCGAAGGAAUGGCCAGAACUCCAGCACCGGCACCAACCUUCCCACGCAGAGACCUACGAUCUACAAUUCCGACCAGUGUGCCCACCUCGAAUGUAAGACCCUUAUCAACACCAUGAAAGACCCGGGCGUCCGAUGCCCCAACUGCAACCGCCAGUACUGCCUGAAGCACCGACUCCGGGAAGAGCACGACUGCGCCAAGAUCACCCCGCUGGGCGGGCGGCCAGCCGCAGCAGGCUCCAACGCAAACGACACUCUGCGCUCUAUGUUCGCGCGGGUCCGCACAUGGGGCAAGGAUAAGAGCCACGCCGCGACGCAGAGUCUCACCCCGACCCCGAAACCGAACAGUCCCGCGGCGCGGACCACUCAGCUGAACACCCUCAAGAAGUCCGCCAAGGGGGACGCCAAUGUUCCCGCCGACAAGCGUGUCUAUCUGCACGUGGUUGGCACUUCGGAUACGCAGCGAGCGGACCCGCCGAAGGGCGACUUCUACUUCGAUGGCCGGUGGAAGGUCGGGCGGGUUCUGGACGAUGCAGCGCGACGGCUGGGUGUGGAGAAUGUGAACAACCGGGCUGAGGAAAAGGAACGCCUGCGGAUCUUCCAUGUCGAGUCGGGGGAUUUCCUCGAGUUCUCGGAUGCACUUGGAGCUAGCAAGGUGAAGUCCGGGCACACGAUUGUUUUACUGCGGGGGGCGGGAGUCAUGCUGGGGAAAUAGAGAUAUAGAUUUAUCCUUCAUUUUUCGGUUCUCGGUUCUUUUUAUGUUUUUUUCUUGUUUUUAUCGAUUAGGCGCAGCCAUGAUACCAUCUAACUUAUCAAUCACAUCACAUACGUACAUACAAUUCAU